GGUGUCUGCAUAGGCUACGGUUGUGUUCAUAUAAUCGGACGAGAGGGUUGUACAUUUCAUAGUAUUAUUUUCUGCUAUAGUUCACCUUUUACCAUUUUCACACUAUUGAAGAAGAGCCAUCAUGGAGAAAGUGAUUUUAGUGACUGGUGCGAAUAGGUACGUACAUUAUUCCUAAAUAGGUUGACCGUCAUUGUCAGUUAAUGAAUGUUACGACCCCUACGAUAAAUUCAUUAUUAGAGCGAUACAAUGUUGCAUAUCACUGCAUGUCAGCGAUUUAAUAUGCGUUGAAAAAAGUCAAUAUGGGUCAGACAUUUUUCUAAAGAACGUGUGUCCACUUGCUAUAUUGUAAUAUAUUACGUUGUAAUGACAGAGAGUUGCUGUGUUUGGCAACUGGUAAGUUCCAUUCACUUGACUUGCUUCACAUGUAGUGAAGCUAUAGCAAUGCAUGCACGUUUACACAGUAAAUCACAAGCCCUCUUAUAUAGCUUGUCGUCAUUCAGUCUAAUCCUUAAGCCGACUGUGAUACACUGAUUGUCCACUGACUGUGUAAUAACAGUUGACCUAUAGAAUUGAAAUAAGCAUUUAUGUAGCAGUAUGGAGUGUCUGUGUGUAUGCAUGUGUGCAUCAUGUACAUAAGUGUGUGUGUGUGUGUGUGUGUGUGUGUGUGUGUGUGUGUGUGUGUACAUAAGUGUGUGUGUCCGCUGGAGAGUAGAAGCCCAUAUGCUUCUCCUUUAUGUCCUCUCCUAUGUCCUCUCCAUCUCCACAGUGGUAUCGGCCUGGCCCUGUGUGAGCGCCUGCUCUGUGAGGACGCUGGGCUGCAGCUGUGUCUGGCCUGCAGGAACAUGCAGAGGGCCGAGGCUGCCCGCUCCGCCUUACUGACCUCUCACCCCGAUGCCCACAUAGACCUGCUGCACCUGGACGUGGGCUCUGUCCGCUCGGUGCUCUGCGCCGCCCACGAGGUCAAGGCUAGGUAUAGACCAUCAGACCAUUGACCUGUUAACCCGUCACAGACACAACACACACACACACACACACACCUGGACGUGGGCUCUGUCCGCUCGGUGCUCAGCGCUGCCACACAGUGGUAGUAAUAGUUAUUACCCCCUCACACACAUACUCAUAGACACACACACACACACACACACACACACACACACACACACACAACCUUACGUCUCGAUCACACCGACAGCGUCAUUGCGCCAAAUGGUACGCAGCAUCAUCUGGAUAUGUGUACAACAAAAGUUCAACAUUCACCUUCUGUUACCAUUUCUGUCAAGCCGUCUACGCAUACAGUUUGAUGCAUACAUUAGAUAAAUCUUAACGUAUGCACCACACAGAAUGCACUGCAACUGCCUCUGCAACACAAUGCUGCAAGGCAAACGCAUCGUUCCAUUGGAAAUGAAUGUACUUCUGGUGACCCAAAUGCAAUGACGCAGUCGGUGUGAUUGAAGCGUUAUACACACUCUACAUCCUGUUUGAUGUGACAUCAAUAAAUACUUUUACUAAUACUAAUUCCACAGGUACAACAGACUGGACUACCUAUACCUUAAUGCCGGGAUCAUGCCCAAUCCACAGAUUGACGUUAAAGCUUUUUUCAAGGGCCUAUUUUCUAGGUAAGGUUCAAGGUAACCUUCAAGUCAUCUCUCAACUCAUCGCCAGCAUGGGUCAGUAAUAUGAGCUCUGUUCCAAUAUCAAAAUGUGUGUACCACCUAGUAUGAAGUGAUGUAUUGGACAAGUAUAUUAAGCAGUGGUGUAAAGUACUUAAGUAAAAAUACUUUAAAGUACUAUUUAAGUCGUUUUUGGGGGUAUCUGUACUUUACUUUACUAUUUAUAUUUUUGACAACUUUUACUUCACUACAUUCCUAAAGAUAAUAAUGUACUUUUUACUCCAUACAUUUUACCUGACACCCAAAAGUAUUCGUUACAUUUUGAAUGCUUAGCAGGACAGGAAAAUGGUCAAAUUCACGCACUUAUCAAGACAACACAUGGUCAUCCCUUCUGCCUCUGAUCUGGCGGACUCACCAAACACAAAUGCAUCUUUUGUAAAUUAUGUCUGAGUGUUGGAGUGUGCCCCUGGCUAUCCGUAAAUUUUAAAAACAAGAAAAUGGUGCCGUCUGCUUUGCUUAAUAAAAGGAAUUUGAAAUGAUUUAUACUUUUACUUUUGAAACUUAAGUAUAUUUAGAACCAAAUACUUUUAGACUUUUACUCAAGUAGUAUUUUACUUGAGUAGCAUUCUAUUAAGGUAUCUAUACUUUUACUCAAGUAUGACAAUUGGGUACUUUUUCCACCACUGGCUCUGAUGUGAUGUCAUCUUUGUGCUGCAGCAACGCCGUCAACAUGUUUGCCACAGCAGAGGGCCUCCUGACCCAGCAGGACCGUGUCAACAAAGACGGUCUACAGGAAGUGUUCGCCACAAACCUCUUCGGUCACUUCAUGCUGGUGAGUCACGUCUUAUCUGAUCUUAUCUUAUGGUAACAUUUCUCAACAGAGAGAGGUUUGUCUCAAAUGGAAACAGAGCCUGGAAAUUAAAACAUAAGGACCAGGAGUUUUUCCUUGCCCAGGUAACCUGACCAGGGCCCCAGUUACAACUAGGGUAUAGGGCCUGGAAUUUUCCCUUACCUCCAGUUACAACUAGGAUAUAGGGCCUGGAGUUUUCCCUUACCUCCAGGUACAACUAGGGUAUAGGUCCUGGAGUUUUCCCUGGUUAGGUCAUGUUUCAUGGUCACAUGGUGAAGAAAGCAAAAAGCACAAAGAUAUCGGAAACUCUAAGAAACCCAGCUGCUGUUCACAGCCAAAGGUAAAUUGAUACCCAGCUCAAUGUAACGGCUAGAGAUUCACAACAUUAACCAUUAAACAUCUUUGUUUCCAUCUUGUCCAUUUUGUUUCCACGCCGCACCGUCCAUGCACCUUACUGUCUAGUCCCUUGGACUGGGUCUCAGUGAGAGGUACGGCAGAUGACAGGCAAGGGCUGGAAUUGAAUCUAACCAGGCAUUCAGUAGCAACGUUUACCAUCAUGUGCCGUUCUCGUUUUUUAUAGUUCAUGAGGUCAUUCUGAUUUACGUAGUUUCACUCAUCAUAUUUCUUGAUUCCCAAGUGACAACUUUAUUUUAUUAUUAUUUAUUAUUAUUCUUACUUAUCUUAUUUUAUUUAUUCAUACCCACAAUAGACAAAGACAAAAGGACAACAAAGAAAAAGUCAAGUCAAAAUAAAACCUCUAUAUGAGAAAAUAAUCUCACCUGUCUCUUUGGUCCAGGUUAUCUGUCCCUCCGUAACAUGAUGUCAUAUUAUCUGUCCCUGUGGUCCAGGUCAGGGAGUUAGAGCCAGUCCUGUGCCAAGCAGGUCAGACCUCCCGGUUAGUGUGGACUUCAUCCAGCAAUGCCAGACGCUCGGCCUUCAGUCUAGACGAUGUCCAGCAUAGAAGGGGGACCGAGCCCUACGCCUCCUCCAAGUAUGCCUCUGACCUCCUCAGCCUGGCCCUCAACAGACACAACAACAGCCAGGUGAGCCAAAAUGAUCACUCAGUUGCACAUAGCAGUGCUUGCCUAAUGGUAGGUCGGGAGCCACUGGUGGGUUAUGGCAAGAUCCAUUUUAGUUCCUGAUUUUUAACCUGGCCCUCAACAAACAGCCAGGUGAGCCACAUGCUUAUUCAGUUGCACAUGGCAGUGUUCCCUUAUUGGUAAAUCAGGAGAAACUGGCGGACUGUGGCUGAUCCAUUUUGGGUCCUGGCAAGAGAUGUGUAUUGGGUGAGGUACACAUUCACUCAGUUGUACAUAGCAGUGCUUGCCUAAUGGUAGGUCAGGAGCCACUGGUGGGUUGUGGCGGAUCCAUUCUAGGUCCUGACUUGGUGAGAGAGUGGAUUGUCUAUGCUAAAUCCUCAAUGCUGUCCUCUGUCAUUGUUCAUAAUGUCAAGCUUCAUGACACUUAUACAGUAUUUAGUAAAACUCUACCUCAUAUAUUCAGGUCAUGUAUCUGAUAACCAAUAAGGGUACAUGUUUUACAUGAUUGACAGGGGCUGUACUCGUCAGUGAUUUGUCCAGGGCUGGUGAUGACCAAUCUGACCUAUGGAAUCCUCCCCUCCUUCUUCUGGACCCUCAUCAUGCCUAUCAUGUAUCUCGUAAGUUGGUUUUACUCUUUAGUCUUCUUUUACUCUUUUACUGUAUUGACAUUAUUUGUAAGUACCUUACUGUAACGGUAGUAUUGUAUUGACAUUAUUUGUUGUGGUCUUGUGAUUUUCCCAGAAAAGCAGAUUUGCAUAGACUUGUAUUGUUACUCAACAUGUUUGUCUUCAUGAACAGAUAAGAAUCUUCACCAACACUUUCACACUGACACCAUACAAUGGAGCAGGAGCCUUGGUACGUGUCGCAGAAACUAGUCUAAACAGUUCAGAUAUGUAUUAUUUACAUAUUGACAGUUUGUGAUAUAUCUUUGUGGGUUGGUUUCCCAUACACAGCAUAGCCCUCGACUUAAAAGCAUGCACAGUGGAGAAUCUCCAUUGAAAUGGCUUUUUAGUCCAGGACCAGGCUUAAUCUGUGUCCGGGAAACCAUAAUGACAAAGCAAAAACAGUUUUUUACUUUGUUGAAGCACCUUUUGCAGCGAUUACAGCCUCAGAUCUUCUUGGGUAUGACGCUACAAGCUUGGCACACCUGUAUUUGGGGAGUUCCUCCCAUUCUUCUCUGCAGAUCCUCUCAAGCUCUGUCAGGUUGGAUGGGGAGCGUCGCUGCACAGCUAUUUUUAGGUCUCUCCGGAGAUGUUCGAUCGGGUUCAAGUCCAGGCUCUGGCUGGGCCGCUCAAGGACAUUCAGAGACUUGUCCCGAAGCCACUCCUGUGUUGUCUUGUUGUCUUGGCUGUGUGCUUAGGGUCGUUGUCCUGUUGGAAGGUGAAGCUUUGCCCCAGCCUGAGGUCCUGAGCGCUCUGGAGCAGGUUUUCAUCAAGGAUCUCUCUGUACUUUGCUCUGUUCAUCUUUGCCUCGAUCCUAACUAGUCUCCCAGUCCCUGCAAUUCAGGCUAAAGAGUUCAAUCUUGGUUUCAUCAGACCAGAGAAUCUUGUUUCUCAUGGUUUGAGAGUCUUUAGGUGCCUUUUGGCAAACUCCAAGCGGGCUGUCAUGUGCCUUUUACUGAGGAGUGGCUUCCAUCUGGCCACUCUACCAUAAAGGCCUGAUUGGUGGAGUGCUGCAGAGAUUGUUGUCCUUCUGGAAGGUUCUCCAAUCUCCACAGAGGAACUCUGGAGCUCUGUCAGAGUGACCAUCGGGUUCUUGGUCACCUCCCUGACCAAGGCCCUUCUCCCCCGAUUGCUCAGUUUGGCCGGGCGGCCAGCUCUAGGAAGAGUCUUGGUGGUUCCAAACUUCUUCCAUUUAAGAAUGAUGGAGGCCACUGUGUUCUUGGGGACCUUCAAUGCUGCAGAAUUAUUUUGGUGCCCAUCCCCAGAUCUGUGCCUCGACACAAUCCUGUCUCGGAGCUCUACAGACAAUUCUUUCGACCUCAUCACUUGGUUUUUGCUCUGACAUGCACUGUCAAUUGUGGGACCCAAAAUAGACAGGUGUGUUCCUUUUCAAAUCAUGGACUCCAAUCAAGUUGUAGAAACAUCUCAAGGAUGAUCAAUGGAAACAGGAUGCACCUGAGCUCAAUUUCGAGUCUCAUAGCAAAGGGUCUAAAUACUACCGUUCAAAAGUUUGGGGUCACUUAGAAAUGUCCUUGUUUUCGAAAGAAAAUCCAAUUUUUUGUCCAUUAAAAUAACAUCAAAUUGAUCAGAAAUACAGUGUAGACAUUGUUAAUGUUGUAAAUGGCUAUUGUAGCUGGAAACGGCUGAUUUUUUAUGGAAUAUCGACAUAGGCGUACAGAGGCCCAUUAUCAGCAACCAUCAGUCCUGUGUUCCAAUGGCACGUUGUGUUUGCUAAUCCAAGUUUAUCAUUUUAAAAGGCUAAUUGAUCAUUAGAAAACCCUUUUGCAAUUAUGUUAGCACAGCUGAAAACGGUUGUGCUGAUUAAAGAAGCAAUAAAAAUGGCCUUCUUGAGACUAGUUGAGUAUCUGGAGCAUCAGCAAUUGUGGGUUCGAUUACAGGCUCAAAAUGGCCAGAAACAAAGAACUUUCUUCUGCAACUCAUCAGUCUAUUCUUGGCUAUUCCAUGCGAGAAAUUGCCAAGAAACUGAAGAUCUCGUACAACGCUGUGUACUACUCCCUUCACAGAACAGCACAAACUGGCCCUAACCAGAAUAGAAAGAUGUGCAAACAUUUAUAAAAACCUGUUUUCGCUUUGUCAUUAUGGGGUAUUGUGUGUAGCUUGAUGAGGAAAAACGUUUGAUUAAUCGAUUUUAGAAUAUGGCUGUAACUUAACAAAAUGUGGAAAAAGUGAAGCGGUCAGAAUACUUUCCGAAUGCACUGUACAAAUAAACAGGGCUGAAAAGUGACUGAUAGCAGGAAUAUAUAAAUAGAAGCUGUUUAGGAUUAUUUUGGUCUGAGCCUUGAUGCACCAGUACAAAUGGCACUGGAUAUUCAGACGGCACUGGGUAUUCAGACGGCACUGGGUAUUCAGACAGCACUGGCUAUUCAGACGGCAAUGGGUAUUCAGACGGCACUGGAUAUUCAGAUGGCACUGGGUAUUCAGACGGCACUGAGUAUUCAGACGGCACUGGGUAUUCAGACAGCACUGGGUAUUCAGACGCCACUGGGUAUUCAGACGGCACUGGGUAUUCAGACAGCACUGGGUAUUCAGACGCCACUGGGUAUUCAGACGCCACUGGGUAUUCAGACGCCACAGGGUAUUCAGACGGCACUGGGUAUUCAUGGGAUUACCAGAAAAACGCAUGUAACAAUUUUUAUAAAUUGAUUUGCAUUUUAAUGAGGGAAAUAAGUAUUUGACCACCUCUCAAUCAGAAAGAUUUCUGGCUCCCAGGUGUCUUUUAUACAGGUAACGAGCUGAGAUUAGGAGCACGCUCUUAAAGGGAGUGCUCCUAAUCUCAGUUUGUUACCUGUAUAAAAGACACCUGUCCACAGAAGCAAUCAAUCAAUCAGAUUCCAAACUCUCCACCAUGGCCAAGACCAAAGAUCUCUCCAAGGAUGUCAGGGACAAGAUUAUAGACCUACACAAGGCUGGAAUGGGCUACAAGACCAUCGCCAAGCAGCUUGGUGAGAAUGUGACAACAGUUGGUGCGAUUAUUCGCAAAUGGAAGAAACACAAAGAACUGUCAAUCUCCCUCGGCCUGGGGCUCCAUGCAAGAUCUCACCUCGGGGAGUUGCAAUGAUCAUGAGAAAGGUGAGGAAUCAGCCCAGAACUACACGGGAGGAUCUUGUCAAUGAUCUCAAGGCAGCUGGGACCAUAGUCACCAAGAAAACAAUUGGUAACACACUACGCCGUGAAGGACUGAAAUCCUGCAGCGCCUGCAAGUUCCCCCUGCUCAAGAAAGCACAUAUACAGGCCUGUCUGAAGUUUGCCAAUGAACAUCUGAAUGAUUCAGAGGAGAACUGGGUGAAAGUGUUGUGGUCAGAUGAGACCAAAAUCGAGCUAUUUGGCAUCAACUCAACUCGCCGUGUUUGGAGGAGGAGGAAUGCUGCCUAUGAUCCCAAGAACACCAUCCCCACCGUCAAACAUGGAGGUGGAAACAUUAUGCUUUGGGAGUGUUUUUCUGCUAAGGGGACAGGACAACUUCACCGCAUCAAAGGGACGAUGGACGGGGCCAUGUACCGUCAAAUCUUGGGUGAGAACCUCCUUCCCUCAGCCAGGGCAUUGAAAAUGGGUCGUGGAUGGGUAUUCCAGCAUGACAAUGACCCAAAACACACGGUCAAGGCAACAAAGGAGUGGCUCAAGAAGAGGCACAUUAAGGUCCUGGAGUGGCCUAGCCAGUCUCCAGACCUUAAUCCCAUAGAACAUCUGUGGAGGGAGCUGAAGGUUCGAGUUGCCAAACGUCAGCCUCGAAACCUUAAUGACUUGGAGAAGAUCUGCAAAGAGGAUUGGGACAAAAUCUCUCCUGAGAUGUGCGCAAACCUGGUGGCCAACUACAAGAAACGUCUGACCUCUGUGAUUGCCAACAAGGGUUUUGCCACCAAGUACUAAGUCAUGUUUUGCAGAGGGGUCAAAUACUUAUUUCCCUCAUUAAAAUGCAAAUCAAUUUAUAACAUUUUUGACAUGCGUUUUUCUGGAUUUUUUUGUUGUUAUUCUGUCUCUCACUGUUAAAAUAAACCUACCAUUAAAAUUAUAGACUGAUUAUUUAUUUGUCAGUGGGCAAACGUACUAAAUCAGCAGGGGAUCAAAUACUUUUUUCCCUCACUGUAUGUCACUCUCAACAGCUUAACAUUUUUUUAUACUAAUUCCUUUGAGUGAUUUUUCAUAAUCGGAAAUGUCAUCCCGUCUUUUACAGCACUCGCUGUUUCUGCAAAAACCGGAGUCCCUGGAUCCGAGAGCAAAGUACCACAGUUUGACGUCAGGCAUGGGGAGCAACUACACGCAGCCUCGACAAGUGAGUGUGUCUCGUAGAAAGUUUUGGAACGCUAGGCCUAAGAUAAAACAUCUGUGAAGGUGUGAACAGGUUCUAUAUUACUGUUUCAGCCUGAUAGGGCCGAUGUCCUAGCUUUAGGUUCACACACGCACUGUACACACACGUACACAUGGAUUUUGUGUUAUAGAUACGUGGUAGUAGAGUAGGGGCCUGAGGGCACACACUUAAUACGUUGUGAAAUCUGUUGUGAAUGUAUUGUAAUGUUUUUAAAAUUGUAUAACUGCCUUAAUUUGGCUGGACCCCAGGAAGAGUGCAGCAGCUAAUGGGGAUCCAUAAUAAAUACAAAUACAUUUUUGAAACAAAUUAUAUUUGAAAGAAAAAAGCUUAUCUAGACGUUUUUAUGUUAUGUUAUAGUGUUAGGUUUAGGUUUAAAAGGGGACGUUAUCUAGGUUGUUCUUCCAUGGCUUUGCUGUUUUGUGUUUUUCAGAUGGACAUGGACGACGACAUGUCAGAGGCCCUGUAUGUGAAACUGCUGGAGAUUGAAAAGGCUAUGCGUAAGAGAUUGAAAGAAGAGGAUGACGAUAAACAAGCCUACAAAAAGUACCUCCACCAGACAGAGUAGUGGCUAUUCACCUUGACUGACUAGUUUAAUCACUCAACUUUUAUUCUAUAACAUAGAAUCUAUACGGAUGAAACGGUUUUACUCAUGUGUCAAUGGAAGGAAAUGGUAUGUUCUGUAUAAAUUGACGACGGCCAUGAGGCACUACACUCUCAUUGUCUUACGUCAGAGGGCGUCACUCCUACGCAACGCUUGUCCCCUCAACCGAUCAGUGCAGGUGGAAUCGUCGCGCUAUCUGACGUAAGACAAUGGGGGAAUCCUCUGAAAAAAAGGUUCCAGAUAGAACCAUUUAAGAUCAGAUAGAACUCUUUCUGGUUCCAAAUAGCACCUAUACAGAAAUGCUAUUAAAAUUGAAUUUAAUAGGGGACAUUUGUUAUUGUCACAGACUAGGCUGUAAAUUCCUGCUGCUAACUCUAUGACCUAAAUGUGAUGGCUCUAGACUGUGGUGGCCUUUGUGAAUCGUAAAGCACACAUGGUAAUAACUUGACCAAAAUGAGAAAAAUGAUAUCAAAGCAUUCCUUUUCUGUGAGUGUUAGGUUCACAGUGCUGCCUUAUGGCAAGAUGAAUAACUACUUGUGAGCUGUUGAACUUUUAUUAAAAUGUACGUUUAAAAUGAACGAUUUUUGCGCAUCUCUGCAUUACUCCUUUAAUUUGUUUGAAC
This is a messenger RNA of Coregonus sp. 'balchen', 9712 nucleotides long. The record is from the annotation of a GenBank genome assembly. Lineage: Eukaryota; Metazoa; Chordata; Actinopteri; Salmoniformes; Salmonidae.